AUGGCGGAGACGUGGUUCGUCGUCGUCGUCUCCCUCUACCUGGCCGCUUUGUUCAAAUCCUUUCUCAACCUAAUCCUCCUGUUCGCUUCUUCUUCUUCUUCUUCUUCUUCUUCUUCUAGUAAGAAGCUUCCUCCAGGCCCACCCGCUGUUCCAGUCAUCGGUAGCUUCCUCUGUUCCAGGCCCAUCCUCCGCCACCUCCGUGACCAGCACGGCCCAAUCCUCACCCUCCGAAUCGGGUCCCGACCGACCAUCUUCAUCGGCGCCCACUCCACCGCCCAUCGGGCCCUAGUCCAGAACGGCGCCAUCUUCUCCGACCGGCCCAAGGCUCUCCCCGCCAGCCGCCUCAUCACCAGCAACCAGCACAACGUCAGCUCCGCCGCCUACGGUCCCACCUGGCGCCUCCUCCGCCGCAACCUCACCUCCGAGGUCCUCCACCCCUCCCGCGUCAGAUCCUACUCCCGCGCUCGGAAGUGGGUCCUCUCCGUCCUCAUCCGUCGCCUCCUCGACUCCGGCGGAGCAGCCGUCAAGGUGGUCGACCAUUUUCAGCACGCCAUGUUCUGUCUCCUAGUGCUGAUGUGCUUUGGAGACAAGCUGGACGAGGAGCAAAUUAACGAAAUCGAGGCCGUUCAGCGCCACCUGAUGUUGAGUUUAAACCGUUUCAGCAUACUCAAUUUUUGGCCCAGUUUAGGAAAGAUUUUGUUCCGUCGCCGCUGGAACGAGCUGAUUCGGAUUCGCCGGAAUCAGUACAGGGUUUUGAUUCCUCUCAUAAAAGCCCGACAAGAAGUCGUCCAACAACGUCGACGCAAGGAAAAAAUUAUCAAGGCCGACGGAGAUGACGAACAGGAGAAUAAAACACGGGAAGAUAAAGAAGAAGAGGGCGUGGUGGCAUACGUGGACACCUUGGUGGAUCUGGAGCUGCCGAACGAGAAGAGGAAGCUCAACGACGACGAGAUAGUGAGUCUCUGCUCCGAGUUUCUCAACGGGGGCACCGACAGCACCUCGACGGCGCUGCAAUGGGUGAUGGCCAACCUGGUCAAAUACCCCCGCGUCCAAGCCAAGCUGUACGAGGAGAUCACGUCGAUAGUGGGGCCGCCGCCGCAGCCUCAGCAAUCGAAAACCAGUGAACUCGACACCGCCAUAAGAGAGCAGGAUCUUCAGAAGAUGCCCUACCUAAAAGCGGUGGUGUUGGAGGGACUGAGGCGGCACCCACCGUUCCACUUCGUCCUGCCGCACACGGUGAUGGAGGAUGCCGAGCUGGAGGGAUACAUGGUGCCAAAAAGCUCGACGGUGAACUUCAUGGUGGCGGAGAUGGGUUGGGACCCCAAGGUUUGGGAGGAACCCAUGGAGUUCAAGCCGGAGAGGUUCCUUGAUGGGAAUGGGCAUGGGAUGAAUGGAGUGGUGGACAUAACAGGAAGCAGAGAGAUAAAGAUGAUGCCAUUUGGGGCGGGGAGGAGGAUCUGUCCGGGAUCUGGGUUGGCUCUGCUUCACCUGGAGUUGUUCGUGGCCAACUUGGUCUGGUACUUGGAAUGGAAGGCCGUGGACGGCGACGAAGUUGAUCUAUCGGAGAAGGAAGAAUUCGCCGUCGUCAUGAAGAACCCACUGCGAGCGCAUGUCUGUCCCAGAGCAGCAUCGGCAACCGCCACUUGUUCUUAAAAAUGUCUGAGAGUCAAUUUGGCAAUGUAUCCGAAAGUGUUGGUCUGCAUUCCUAUUC
Messenger RNA from Diospyros lotus (date-plum), 1711 nucleotides. Its product is annotated as cytochrome P450 89A2-like. The coding region runs from base 1 to 1653 and encodes 550 amino acids. Gene Ontology annotation, cellular component: membrane. The record is from RefSeq and is a predicted model, not a curated record. The transcript has a single exon. Lineage: Eukaryota; Viridiplantae; Streptophyta; Magnoliopsida; Ericales; Ebenaceae. Gene Ontology annotation, molecular function: iron ion binding; heme binding; oxidoreductase activity, acting on paired donors, with incorporation or reduction of molecular oxygen, NAD(P)H as one donor, and incorporation of one atom of oxygen.